Salarias fasciatus (jewelled blenny) is the source of this 945-nucleotide messenger RNA. RefSeq names its product mitochondrial carnitine/acylcarnitine carrier protein. Gene Ontology annotation, cellular component: mitochondrial envelope. Bases 30 to 923 code for a protein of 297 amino acids. Gene Ontology annotation, biological process: mitochondrial transport; carnitine transmembrane transport. The record is from RefSeq and is a predicted model, not a curated record. Gene Ontology annotation, molecular function: O-acyl-L-carnitine transmembrane transporter activity. NCBI's taxonomy places the organism in Eukaryota, Metazoa, Chordata, Actinopteri, Blenniiformes, Blenniidae. The transcript is spliced from 9 exons.
GCAGACCUCAGACUCCUGCAGGCUUCGCGAUGGGAGAGGAGCUCCGAGUGUCUCCGCUGAAGAACUUCCUGGCGGGGGGGGCGGCGGGGGCCUGCCUGCUGCUGGCGGGACACCCGCUGGACACCAUCAAGGUCAGGCUCCAGACGCAGCCUAAAGCUGCUCAGCGCGUCGUUUACACCGGAAUGUACGACUGUUUCAGGAAGACUGUCUCCAAAGAGGGCCUCCGGGGCCUCUACAGGGGCAUGGCGGCCCCCCUGGCCGGCGUGGCCCCCAUGAUGGCCAUCAGCUUCUUCGGCUUCGGUUUAGGAAAACAGCUGCAGCAGCCGGACCCCAGCCAAUCACUGACACACUCUCAGAUCUUCCUGUCCGGCUGUCUGGCCGGAGUUUUCACCACGGUGAUCGUGGCUCCAGGAGAACGGAUCAAAUGUUUACUCCAGGUCCAGUCCAGCAGCGGCGGGUCCAAGUACGCCGGGCCGGUGGACUGCGCCGUCCAGCUGUACAGGGAGCAGGGCGUCCGCAGCGUGUACAGGGGGACGGUCCUCACGCUCAUCAGAGACGUUCCCUCUAACGGCCUCUACUUCCUGACCUACGAUUACCUGAAGAACCUGCUGACCCCGGAGGGCCAGAGUGUGUCUCAGCUCAGCACUCCCAAGAUCCUCCUGGCCGGCGGCGUGGCGGGAAUCUUGAACUGGACCAUCGCCCUUCCUCCAGACGUCCUCAAGUCCAACUUCCAGACCGCUGCAGACGGGACCUACAGAGGUCUGCUGGACGUCCUGAAGACGCUGCUGAGGGACGAAGGACCCACGGCGCUCUAUAAAGGCUUCAACGCCGUCUUCCUCAGAGCUUUUCCAGCAAAUGCAGCCUGCUUCCUGGGCUUCGAGUUCGCUCUGAGGGGUUUGAACCUUCUGGCUCCCGGCUGGUGAACAGGCUUCUCGUCUCUCUCCU